UUUUAGGAAUAGGAAUCAGUUACGACGUUACAUCCCUCGACUGACACUCCCUCUCUCUCUCUCUCUCUCAAGCCUCCAUUAAAGCAGCAACUAAUCCAGAUCCAGUCACUCAAAUCUACUCAUCUAAUCCACUUUUAACUACAUUGAAUUGCUAGCAGAAAUGCAUACUCGAGGUGGAUCAAGUAGCCGGGGGCAAUCCGGUUUAGGAUUCGGGUCACGGGUUUCUUCUCUUUUGCUAGCCAUGUUUGCAACCAUGGCUACAAUUUAUGUUGCUGGCCGUUUAUGGCAGGAUGCAGAGACUAGAUUACAUUUAGUUGAAGAACUUGAUGAAAGAAUUGGACAGGGGAAAUCUGCUGUUUCUGUUGAUGAUACAUUAAAAAUCAUAGCUUGCAGGGAGCAACAGAAGAGGUUAUCAGCUGUUGAGAUGGAAUUAGCUGCAGCGAGGCAGGCAGGUUUUGUUUCGAACAAAUUGGUUGAUAAGGGUGAUGGGCAUUCUAAGAAAAGGAUUUUAGUUGUUAUUGGAAUUAUUACAACGUUUGGUCGAAAGAAGAAUAGGGAUGCUAUUAGGAAGGCGUGGAUGCCUACUGGUGCAGCCCUAAAAAAAAUGGAGGAUGAAAAGGGCAUUGUUUUGCGAUUUGUAAUAGGAAGAAGUGCAAAUCGUGGAGACAGUUUGGACAGGGAGAUCGACAAUGAAAAUAGGCAGACUAAUGACUUCAUUGUUCUCGAUGGUCAAGUGGAGGCCACAGAGGAGCAACCAAAAAAGUCAAAAUUAUUCUUUAUACAUGCUGUGGAGACCUGGGAUGCUGAAUUUUAUGCUAAGGUCAAUGAUGAUGUUUAUGUUAAUAUUGAUGCCCUGGGAGCAACCCUUUCUACUCACUUGGAUAAACCUCGCACUUAUAUUGGGUGUAUGAAAUCAGGCGAAGUUUUUUCUGAGCCGACCCACAAAUGGUAUGAACCAGACUGGUGGAAAUUCGGCGAUGCAAAAUCAUAUUUCCGACACGCGUCAGGUGAAAUUUAUGCCAUUUCACGAGCUUUGGCUCAGUUUAUUUCAAUUAACAGGUCCCUUCUCCGUACAUAUGCCCAUGAUGAUGUCAGUACUGGGUCAUGGUUCAUUGGGCUUGAUGUAAAGCACAUUGAUGAAUCAAAAUUUUGCUGCUCCUCAUGGGCCACAGGGUCAAUAUGUGCAGCUGUGUGAUUGGAUCUGCCUUGUUAACACUGCACCUGAAUCUAAUACAUAGCAAGACACGCACGAACAUCAUGUAAUGCAUCUGGUGAGAGUUGAUCCUGAUUGCGACGAAAGUGUGAAAUUGUUGAUAGAAGAUGUAUUGUGAUACUCUCGCCUUUAAACAACCAGUCUAGGGUCGUUCAAAACCUUUGGGCGAGCCACUUAGCAAUUAUGAAGAUUUUUUACACUGCAGGAGAAGUUUCUCACUGAUAUAUCUUGUAAUUGGUUUCUGAGUUGAUUCUUGAACUUCUGUUGUCGAGUUAUCCUUAAGCACAAUUAAAGAGACUCGGAUUCUUUCGGAUUUCUUUUCUCAGUGGGAAGCAGAUCCUUUUUGUACUUGGUUAACUUAGAACAGUGUACUCUUUGAUUUUCAUGUUCUUUAUAAACUAUCACUGACAGUUAGAAUGUUCA
Molecule: messenger RNA, 1636 nt
Organism: Populus trichocarpa (black cottonwood)
Lineage: Eukaryota; Viridiplantae; Streptophyta; Magnoliopsida; Malpighiales; Salicaceae
Product: hydroxyproline O-galactosyltransferase HPGT1
Exons: 13
Coding region: 161-1195 (344 amino acids)
Cellular component (GO): Golgi membrane
Molecular function (GO): hexosyltransferase activity
Source: RefSeq, a predicted model, not a curated record